UGACAACAAGCCUAUAAACAAAUAUGUUUUAUCAAUAACAUCAACCCUUCGUUUUAAAGAAAGUUUCAAGUUAUAACUGAAUAUAAGGUGUUGGUGAUUAAACGUAAACCAUGUCAUACAGGGAUCUGAGAAAUUUUAGCGAAGCUAUGCGCGCUUUGGGCUUCCCUCAACAAAUAUCCGUGGAAAGCUUCCGCAGCCCGAACUGGGCGCUGGUGGAGGAGUGCCUGCGCUGGCUGGCGGCGCGCGUGGAGCCCGACGCGGCGCUGGCCGGCGGCCGGGGCUCCGUGGAGCAGCGGGUGGCCAUGGUCACGCACGCCACGGAGCUGUUUCACUCUCGCGCCAACUUGACGCUGAACGGCAAGAAGCUGUACGGCGCGGACGGCUGGGCGGUGCGCGAGCUGCUGAAGGUGGCCGGCCUGCUGCGGGCGACGCUGCGUGCGCCGGCGGACGAGCAGCAUGCCGACGCCGACCCGCUGCUGUACGACGUCAGCGGCCGAGUCAGUGAGAUCAAACAAGCCCGAGCUCUGGCAACUGACAUCACCGCACAGGGAGCGUUCUUGUACGAUCUGCUGGCGAAAGAGCCGGAGAAUAAGGAGCAACGCGACAAGGCUCUCUCGCGGCCGCUGGACAUGUCGUCGCUGGAGGCGGCGCUGUCGCGUGCGCUGGCGGCGCUGGCGGCGCGCGUGGCGGCGCUGCGUGAGCAGAUCGACAGCGUGGCGUCCAGCGAGGCGGCGCUCGACGCCAAGCUGGAGCGGCGCCGCGCCGAGCUGCAGCGCGCCGAGAAGCGCCUGCACACCGUGCAGAAGAUCAAGCCGGCGUACCAAGGCGAGUUGACGGCCUUAGAGAUCGAGAUAGAAGAUCUGUGGGAGCAGUACGUGCUGCGCUACCGCUGCGUGGAGGCGCUGAAGCAUCAGCUCAGCCUGCUGGAGACGGCGCAGGCAGAGGCCGCGGAAGAGCAGCAAGCAGCCAUCAUGCAACUCAUCCACAAGUACGAAGCGGAAGAUGUACUGGGGAAACUGAGCGACUCUGACGAGUCGGAGUCGAGUGACGAGGGCAAGGAGUCCGCGAAGCAGCCGCGCCCCGCCACCAGGCCGAAGACCAGGCUGCGUAUCAAGACUGCGGGCGUGGGCCCGGACGCGCGGCACGCGUUCGGCAGCAUGCAGGCGCGCGACGAGCUGCGCGACCUGGACGACAGCUCCGACAGCGACCUCACCGACACGCAGCUCUACGCCGCAGGCGAGGGCGCGGGCGGCGGGCGCUGGUCGCGGCCGCGCCCCGCCACGCGCACGCUGGCGCCCGCCGACGACUACGCCGACCUCGUGCACGGCGGCAAGGCGGAGGGCUCGGAGGCGUCCGAGGGCUCGCUGGGCAGCUCCUCCGAGAGCGAGCUGCGCCUCACCAGCGCGCACCCCGGCCGCACCUCCGCGCUCAGCGACAACGAGUUCUAGCUCCCGCCAGAGUAAGUGGACUAACUAGCGCGUGCUCCACAGAAAAACUGGAGUUUAAAACACGCGACUUUAAAACAUCACUAUAGGUAUAUAUACAUUUUUAUAUUAAAACAAUAAAAACAUUAAAG
Molecule: messenger RNA, 1576 nt
Organism: Bicyclus anynana (squinting bush brown)
Lineage: Eukaryota; Metazoa; Arthropoda; Insecta; Lepidoptera; Nymphalidae
Gene: Cluap1
Product: clusterin-associated protein 1
Exons: 12
Coding region: 111-1448 (445 amino acids)
Biological process (GO): cilium assembly
Cellular component (GO): intraciliary transport particle B; cilium; centrosome
Source: RefSeq, a predicted model, not a curated record